CAUAUAAAUAUACCACAAACUUAUUUAUACAGCUUACUUGGGCUUCCCUUUGCUAUAUGACCUUUCCCACAGCUGGCACACGACCUUUGCUAAAAGGCAGGCUGCAGUACCUCAGUGUUGUCAGGGCAGUGUUUGUGUGGAGAGCGCUGCAUACGGAUUGCUCUGCCCUCGGCCAUUGUGCCCCUUGUGCCCCGACCAUGGCCUGAUGGCCUCGGGGCUGGGUGGAUCCUCUUGAUACAGGGAGGCUCUGGUGCCCUCUGGACCACAGGACCCCCGCUUCCCAGCCCAGGCACUGCUAGAAUUCUACCAAAUCCUUACCUCCUGGAUCUCCUUUCUCUGGACCCCAUGUGUACAUCUGUCCCUCCCUUACAGAAGCCAGACAGUUGUCUCUACUAUGCUGUCACUGGGCUAAGUAGACACAGCUGACCUUGCUCUGCGUCUUAGCAGAACCACACAUUUGUCACCAGCGUUAGAUGGCAAUGCCGUGGUCUCCUGAGAGUGUGUGACACUCAAGGAGACACUGGGAGACUGUCUCAGGGAAGCCCCCGGCUGUGCUCUGGGGUGGCUUUUUAGCUGUCAGGCACAAAGGGCACCUCUCCCAUGGCGCCUUGCAGGUGGCUUUUAACUAACAAGGGUCAGAAUCUCCUGCUUAAGUGUAAUGAUGUGUUCCACCCACGGUUACUCUUGCUGGCUGCCGCUGUUUCCCCAGAGGGACAGAGAGCUCCUGAAGGCCAGCUUCCUCCUGGUCUACCACGACCGUGUGCUCCCGCUGCUGCACUCCACGCUGCUGCCCCCCUUCCGGUGGGCCGAAGAGGAGACAGAGGCUGCGCGGUGGAAAAUCAUCGCUGACUUCCUCAAGCAAACCCAGGAGAACCAGGGUGCCCUGCAGGCCCUGCUGUCCAAGGACGGAGUCCAUGAGCCUUUCGACCUCUCGGAGCAGGCCUACGACUUCCUGGGUGCGGGCAGGAGGAGUGAUCCACGGGGAGGCUUCUCACCAAGUGGCAGAACCCAGAGUGACCCAUUCUGACUGGGACCUGCUCUUUUUCUGUACAGAUGGUAUUUUUAAAGAUAUAUUUAUCUAAUAAUAUGAAUGCUUUUAAAAAAUAAAAUCAAUUUUAUAAGGAA
This is a messenger RNA of Cavia porcellus (domestic guinea pig), 1125 nucleotides long. Its product is annotated as nephrocystin-1-like. The transcript has a single exon. The record is from RefSeq and is a predicted model, not a curated record. The coding region runs from base 659 to 1027 and encodes 122 amino acids. Gene Ontology annotation, cellular component: cytoplasm; cilium. NCBI's taxonomy places the organism in Eukaryota, Metazoa, Chordata, Mammalia, Rodentia, Caviidae. Gene Ontology annotation, biological process: protein localization involved in establishment of planar polarity.